UCAGCCGGCCUUCUUCUCCUUGGUUCCGGGGUGUGUGAGGACGACCCCGGGGCCCGGCCAUGCAGCCAGCCGAGGCUCUGCAAGCCGUGCUGCUGGCCGUGCUGCUGGCGCGAGCGAGGGCUGCGAAGGGUCGUGGGCUGAGCGCCUCCGACUCGGACCCCAGAGGAGGGCAACUGCUCUGCCGGGGAGGGACACAGAGGCCUUGUUAUAAAGUCAUUUACUUCCAUGAUGCUUCUCGAAGACUGGACUUUGAGGACGCCAGAGAAGCCUGCAGAAGGGAUGGGGGCCAGCUAGUCAGCAUCGAAUCAGAAAAUGAACAGAGACUGAUAGAAAGGUUCAUUGAAAACCUCUUGGCAUCUGAUGGUGACUUCUGGAUUGGGCUCAGGAGGCAUGAGGAGAAACAAAGCAAUAACUCGGCCUGUCAGGACCUUUAUGUUUGGACCGAUGGCACCACAUCGAAAUUUAGGAACUGGUAUGUGGAUGAGCCUUCCUGUGGUAGUGAGGUCUGUGUAGUCAUGUACCAUCAGCCAUCGGCACCUGCUGGCAUCGGGGGCCCUUACAUGUUCCAGUGGAACGAUGACAGAUGCAACAUGAAGAACAAUUUUAUUUGCAAAUAUUCUGAUGAAGAAACAACAAUAGCUCCUUCUGUAAGGCCUGGAGGUGAAGGAGCAAAGCCAGCAACACCCAUGCUUCCAGAAGAAACACAGAAAGAAGAUGCCAAAGAAACAUUUAAAGAAAGCAAAGAAGCUGCCUUGAAUCUUGCCUACAUCUUAAUUCCCAGCAUUCCCCUUCUCCUCCUCCUUGUGGUCACUGCAGUUGUAUGCUGGGUUUGGAUCUAUAGAAGGAGAAAACGGGAGCAGCCAGACCCUAGCACAAAGGAGCCACAUGCCAUCUGGCCCUCUCCUCACCAAGAAAACAGCCCAGACUUAGAGGUUUAUAAUGUCAUAAGAAAACAAAGUGAAGCUGAUUUAGCUGAGCCCCGGCCAGACCUGAAGAACAUCUCAUUCCGAGUGUGUUCUGGAGAUUCCACUCCUGAGGACGUGUCUUGUGACUAUGAAAACAUGGCUGUGAACCCUUCAGAAAGUGGGUUUGUGACUCUGGCGAGUGUGGAGAGUGGAUUUGUAACCAAUGACAUUUAUGAAUUCUCUCCUGACAGAAUGGGGAGAAGCAAGGAGAGUGGAUGGGUAGAAAAUGAUAUAUAUGCUUCCUAGACACAUGACAGAAACUGGACUGACAAGAAUAAGAAAGGAACAAGAAGUCUUCUGUUUUCUAUGAGAAAAAUACUCAUACUGUCCAUAAACAUGCCCAGAUAAGGUCCUGGGUGUGAGCCUGGGAUCCCCAUGAGUCCCUGCUGGAUACACAAGUUCUGACAUGAUCCCUUAGCCUUAGAAGAAGGCACCUUGUCACAUGGUGGACCCUCAAUAACUGUCAGUGACUAGUUAUAUCUGAUACUCAAGGGAUUGUGUGUGGCACGGGUAAGGGUUGUGACUGAAAAGCUUGGACAACCCAUCUCUAGGUUCUACUUUCCUUGCUGUAUACAGCAGUACACAUAAACACAAACACAGAAAAUAUGGUAUCUUUUCAAAGUCCGUGUAUAGCAGCCAUAGGCUGGUGUGCACAUCAGCAAUAUCUGUUUUUUUCCCUCAAAGAAUAAAAUUCAAUAAAAAGCAGGAAGCAGAA
Messenger RNA from Jaculus jaculus (lesser Egyptian jerboa), 1680 nucleotides. RefSeq names its product layilin (gene Layn). NCBI's taxonomy places the organism in Eukaryota, Metazoa, Chordata, Mammalia, Rodentia, Dipodidae. Bases 60 to 1211 code for a protein of 383 amino acids. Gene Ontology annotation, molecular function: hyaluronic acid binding. The record is from RefSeq and is a predicted model, not a curated record. The transcript has 8 exons.